Pocillopora damicornis (cauliflower coral) is the source of this 1495-nucleotide messenger RNA. RefSeq names its product katanin-interacting protein-like. NCBI's taxonomy places the organism in Eukaryota, Metazoa, Cnidaria, Anthozoa, Scleractinia, Pocilloporidae. The record is from RefSeq and is a predicted model, not a curated record.
CGCGAAUAUUGUGAAUGUUUUGGAAAUUUUGGCCUAACUUUUUUCAGUUCGCGAUGAUAAAUAUAGCUAGAAAUACGAGAGGACUCAGAUAAUCUUCCAGAUUUUGGAAAUUUCAAGCCAAGGCAUGGAAGACCAUCAUGGAAAGUGGGAUAAAUCAAGGGGAAAGCAAGGAAAGCUUAGAGAAGAGGUUCUGUCAGCAAAAGAAGAAGUCCGCCCAGAGUAUGAAGAAUAUUUGCUUCUGCUACAGCAGAGAAACAGAAUUCUAAAGAAACUAAAGGAGAAGAAUGAACAAGAGAUUGAAUUGGAAAAAAAGGAGCAAGGAUUCUCUAUUUAUGUCAAUGGUGCUAAUGUAGAGCUUGGCCAAGCUUAUUCCAGGGCAAAAUCACGCAGUUCAUCAAGGCAUGCUAAGACAGCUGGAGAUGCUCAUCGCGAAAGAAAAAAAAUCUUACAACAUGAACUGGAAACAUUAGAAAGAGAAGCUGAAGCAAGGGAUGUCAGAGUGAAAACAGCUCCUGAUCCCACUCCUAGUUCAAGAAAAGGCUGGAAAUAUGAUUCAAUACAAAUAAAAACAGUUGGAGGAAAGAGUGUGAGACUGAGAGCUCCAGGGAGGAUUACUGGUAAAUACAGUGAGGACUUUGAAUCUGUGGCUGUGGAAAGUAGUGACAGUGCCUCUGACCAGGAUGUUGCUGAUAAUGACCUAAGUGAUCAAGAUGAGUUAGAGUUUAACAGUGAUGAUGACGAGGAUGAACUUACUCUCAGUUUCAAUGAUGUUGAGACACUUCGUAAGUCUCUAGAAGCUGAUGAAUCCAUAAAGGAAAGUAUUGAAGCAGCCAAAAAGAGAAUAGAGGAAGAAACAAAGGAGAAAAAUGCCAACAACAAUAACAUUAUUGAUGAUGACAAUGAGGAUGAAAUUGAAGAAGAAUUAGAAGGAGCAAAUAGUAGUUUAAAUCUCCAUGACGCAGCUGUGUUAGAACGACUACCACAAUUGACAAGUACACCAGACAAAAGACAGCAUGAAGUUGAAAGCUCUAUAAACACUAGUAAUAGCAUUUCAGAGGGUGUGGGGUUUGGGAAAACCUCAUCAGUUGACACUGACCAUGAAAAAACUAAAUCUGUGAAAAGCAAAGACUUGUCUGUGACUUCUGAUGGCAAUGAGAAAAAAACUCAUCAAAGAAGCAAAAAGCAUAAACAUGAGUCAGUGAACCCAGUUGAGGAUCUUGUUGUUCUUAGUUUUUCAUCAUCAACAGGGAAAAGAAAAGAGGGAAACUUGUCAGAAACAAGAUCAGAAAAACACGAAUCAGGAAAUCAAGAAGUAACCUUGACAUCAGGUAAAGAACUAAGUUUGUUUUUGAUAAAUCACCCUCUGAUUUCUUGGUGGGACACUGUACCUCUGAGCUACAGAGAACUUGGUCGUGAGCUUUGCCCUGUAGUAGGUUCAAGUAUGAUAAAUGUCCGGCUUACUGCUAGGAUCAGGUCAAAAGCAUCAUGUGUCUAA